Messenger RNA from Paramecium pentaurelia, 736 nucleotides. The record is from the annotation of a GenBank genome assembly. NCBI's taxonomy places the organism in Eukaryota, Ciliophora, Oligohymenophorea, Peniculida, Parameciidae.
AUGAAUAAAUUAUCACUAGAAAUACUAAAAUAGUUUGAAUUUAAUCCCUGUUCUUUUAAUACAACAUCCAAAUAGUCUAAUAUAAUCUAAAAUGAAUAUUCUAUAUAGAAAAGAAGAAAGUCAAGGAGCUAAUUGCACACUUAUAUUAUGCAUCAAAAAACGAUUAAAUAGUAUUUGAGAAGAAAAAGUUGCUGCUGUAACGAAUGUGGAUAAUUGGGAACUUUUGAAUAUAAAUGUAUGAACAUAAAAGGACCUAAACCUUUUAGGAGAUCAAUAUUAACAAGAAGAGCUUCAAAUCAGCAAGUGUAUUUUUUUUGUUUUAAUUGAUAGAUAAUCUGCAUAGCCUAAAUCAUUUUAAAGGAAUAGAUAGUAACUUAAGAAAAUGAAAACAUAUGAUGAAAGUAAAUUAAAUUCACUUGCAGAAUCUAAUAAAAUUCCUUUAACUAUGAGAAUGAUCUAAGGAUCAAUGACAAAAUUACAUUCGUAUUUCCAUACACAAUAGCAAUAAUAAAUAAAAGUUUAUUAACUAAAUCAAUUUACUCCUAGUUGUUCCCCAAAACAUUUAAAAUCUCAAAAAAGUUUGCCAUAAAUAUAAUCAUAUUUGAGUUAUAGAAAACUUGAUUCAUAAUUAUUAAAACCAUUAAAAUUAAAUUAAUAACCAAAACAAAGAUCAUAAUUAUUAAUACUUCAAAGCACAAAAUAACACAAAACCUUAUAAACAGUAGUUCAAUUCUGA